Erpetoichthys calabaricus (reedfish) is the source of this 7545-nucleotide messenger RNA. RefSeq names its product Rho GTPase activating protein 39 (gene arhgap39). Bases 316 to 3522 code for a protein of 1068 amino acids. The transcript has 11 exons. Gene Ontology annotation, cellular component: cytoplasm; cytoskeleton. Gene Ontology annotation, molecular function: protein binding; GTPase activator activity. NCBI's taxonomy places the organism in Eukaryota, Metazoa, Chordata, Cladistia, Polypteriformes, Polypteridae. The record is from RefSeq and is a predicted model, not a curated record. Gene Ontology annotation, biological process: signal transduction.
UGCAGCACCUACUGAGGUGGGCGGAGGGACGUCUUGUUUGUCAAGAUUUUUAAGGUGUUCACAGGAGCUGAAAAGGAAAUUCUCUGUUCACAUCUUAAAGACUUCAUUGUGGACGCAUUUGGGUGCAUGAGGGUCAACCACAUUUCCUUAAGGUGUCUUGGAGCUCAGUGACAAGUACUAUACUUAUGGCAGUUUGGUCUUGGGGAUAAGGAGUUGGAUUUGCCAUCAUAAGACUGCAGUUUUGAUGUGUUGCUGGGCAAGUCGCUUCUCAGGCUGGAGUGGGUAGAAAUUAUAGAGCCUCGCACCCGGGAGAGGAUGUAUGCCAAUCUCCUUACUGGGGAAUGUGUAUGGGACCCUCCAGCUGGUGUACGGAUCAAGCGCACCAGUGAUAACCAGUGGUGGGAACUCUUUGACCCAAACACCUCUCGAUUCUAUUACUACAAUGCCACCACCCAACGUACCGUGUGGCACCGGCCGCAGAACUGUGACAUCAUUCCAUUGGCCAAGCUGCAAACGCUGAAACAGAAUACAGACUCCCCGAGGGCCUCUACCGAUAACAGCCCUGGCAGGAACAGCAAUGUUAGCCGUGAAGGUAGCACCUCCUCCUCGCUGGAUCAGGAUAUCGAAGGCGGGGAAUCCAGAGGUGCCGCACCACUGGGGAAGACAGCACAGCAGCCGCAACAACAGCAGCAGCAGCACACCCUGGGCAGAGAGGACUCUGAGAGGACUUCUCCAUUUCGAUGGAACACUGGAACCAAGGAGAGGAUGUUGAUCAAAGUGACGGACAGAGAGCCAAGUUUCCUGGCACACCAAGGAAAUGGCUUCUCCACUUGUGAGGGAUCCAGCAGCACCGGUGGAACACGAUCUCGACGAUCCUCUGGAAACCAACCCACACCCCCUGAACCUGACAACUCUUCCGUCUUUUACCCUGAACGGCGCCAGUCUCCCUUUUUGAAACGAGCAGACAUUGGGGGUUCCCCUUUAAUGGGGCGUGGGGACCCAUUUCAACAUCGACGACCUUCGGGGGACUCUCAGCCCCCUUCGCCCCGCUAUGCGUAUGAGCCACCUUUGUAUGAGGAGCCCCCUUCAGAGUACCAGGCACCAAUUUAUGAAGAACCUCCCACAGACAUGCACUGUGAAUCUUCAGCUUCUCACUAUGGGAAAGCUUGCUCCCCCCAGCAGAAAUCCCCAGGCCGCAAACCACAGCUACCGCUCUUCCACUCGCCCAAGCAAGGUAGCUCCCACUCCCCCUAUCAGCAGCUUGUACUCACUAAGCAGAAAUGUCCAGAGAAGUCUGUUAGUCUUGAGUACAGUCCAGCGGGCAAAGAAUAUGUCAAGCAACUUGUCUACGUUGAGCAGUCUGGCUCCAGCCCACGCUUUAAAACAGCUGACAGGUUACAUCGCUAUCAACCAGCCAACACUAUUUGUGUGGGCGGAGGAGGGUUUGGAGGCUCAUAUACACUGCAGCAUAGCCAGUCACUAAUCCGGGACCCAAGGACCACUGAUUACAACUCAAGUGAUCCCUGUGAGCUGCGACAAAUUCUUUAUGAUGAUUCCAUGUCUUGGACAAACCAGCAGGACUCUUUCAUGUCUAUUGGUGGCUAUUCACCAGGAAGUCGCAAGAGAAAAACCCGUAAGCCUUCUUUACCACAGGAGAUGCUGGCACACUGUGGUGAGAGCAUGGCGGACUCUGAAUCAGGUGGAGGUACCAUUGGAAGACAACAUCAAGGCAUGCCUGUGGCUGAAUCUCCCAGGUCUGGGUAUGCUGAGCCUUUUCUUGCACAGGCCAGGCUAGCUUGGGAGGCUCAGCAGGUGCACCAGAUGCGACAGCGUAGUAGUUGGGAUGCAGGACAACAGCAGCAGGCAUCACUGCCCUGCCAAACGCUGCAGCAGCAGGCAAAAGAUGGGUAUGAAAGUGAUGGAGCACUACCCCCACCUCUUCCGGGUCCAGUUGUGCGUGCUUUUAGUGAGGAUGAAGCUUUAGCACAGCAAGAAUGUCGCCACUGGAAAAGAAGCAACUUUGAGAAGCUAGGUUUCCCGCAGGUCCUCCUAGAGAAGAGUCUUUCUGUUCAAACUAAUCUGGCCUCCCCUGAGCCUUAUCUGCAUCCCUCACAGUCAGAAGAUCUGGGGGCUUGUGCCCAGUUUGAGGCCAGUCGUAACGCCCGGAAUAUGAUGCCUAGUGCAAGCUGUGUGUUCCCCGAGUUCACAUUGCGGAAACCCUCUUCUGAGACUGACAUUGAAAACUGGGCCUCCAAGCACUUCAACAAGCACACGCAAGGCCUUUUCCGCCGGAAAGUCUCCAUUGCCAACAUGCUAGCCUGGAGCAGUGAGUCCAUCAAGAAGCCGAUGAUCAUGACGACGGACCGGAGUGUAAAGAAGGAGGCAGUGGAGAUCUUCAAGCUUAUUCAAAUGUACAUGGGCGAUCGGCGGGCCAAGACGGACCAGCUUAAUGUGGCUCUGGAGAUUGCUACCAAAGGCUGGAUGGUGCAAGGACUCAGAGAUGAGCUCUACAUCCAGUUAUGUAGGCAGACCACUGAAAACUUUCGCUAUGACAGCCUGGCACGAGGCUGGGAGCUUAUGGCAAUCUGCCUUGCCUUCUUCCCACCCACACCCAAAUUUCAUUCUUAUCUAGAAGGGUACAUCUAUCGGCACAUGGACCCUCUCAAUGAUACCAAAGUGAACCAGCAUAUUAAAGAUCUCCUGGAGGCGGAGAAAAAGAGGAAGCCAACACUGCGAAAGAAACGCAGGCCGCAUGUUGAGGAGGCUGAGGGGGUUGCCAUCAGCACAUAUGCCAAGUACUGCUACCGCAAGCUGCAGAAGUCAGCACUGACUGGGGCAAAGAAGCAUGCAGAUGGCAUCAGAAAGGGCCUGCAGAAACCAAACCUGGAGGAGAUCCGACAUGCCAAGAAUGCAGUGUUCAGUCCCUCGAUGUUUGGAAGCUCCCUGGAGGAAGUCAUGGCCAUGCAGCAGGAGCGAUACCCAGACCACCGACUUCCCUGGGUCCAAACGCGCCUCUCUGAGGAGGUCUUGGGUCUCAAUGGGGACCAGACGGAAGGCAUCUUCAGAGUCCCAGGCGACAUCGAUGAAGUCAAUGCCCUGAAGUUGCAGGUGGACCAAUGGAAGAUACCUACUGGGUUGGAAGACCCACACGUUCCUGCAUCGCUUCUGAAGCUGUGGUAUCGCGAGCUGGAAGAGCCACUGAUUCCUCACGAAUACUAUGAGGAGUGCAUCACCCACUAUGAGAACCCUGAGGCUGCAGUGCAGGUGGUCCACGCACUGCCAGAGAUCAACAAGCUUGUCCUCUGCUACCUCAUCCGCUUCUUGCAGGUUUUUGCCCAACCCUCCAAUGUUACAGUCACUAAGAUGGAUGUAAACAAUCUGGCGAUGGUGAUGGCUCCCAACUGCUUGCGCUGCCAGUCUGAUGAUCCCCGCAUCAUAUUUGAAAAUACCCGCAAGGAGAUGUCCUUCAUCCGUGUCCUUAUCCAGCACUUGGACACCAGCUUCAUGGAAGGACUGCUAUAGCAAAGAGGGCUGCAAGGCUAGCAGGGAGACAGAGAAAUUAGAGAGAGGAUCCAGGGUCAAAAAAACUGCUCAGAAGAAGACAAAACAGGGAUACCUUACCUUACAGAUGUGGCCUCCGGCCAGUGAGUGGCAUCCUUUGGCAUGGCACAUGGUGUUUUCAGGAGCAGAGGCGUUAUGUGCUAAAAUCGAGGCUACAGAAUGAGAGAAAAUUCAUCCGACACGAAGGCCAUGCCAGACUUGUUCUCUCACUUGCUGUUCACCAGAUUGUCAGCCAUCUGAUGUAUACGUUGUGUAGGAGUAGCGUGUCUGUCUAUCUGUCAGUGUGUAUGUCAGAGUGAGCAUGUUGCACAUCAUUUCAGGACUAAAUUGGGAAUUAAGUCAUGAAAACAUCUCUUUUUUAAUUAUUAUUAUUAAAUACAUGCGUUGGAGAUAGUGUUAGGGAGGUCCUUUCACAGUGGUAAUUUCUAUAGAGCUUUUAGGGUUUUUUUUUUCUUCUCGAACGGACUUUGUUUUGUAUAUUUAUUUGACUUUUUUAUAUCCCUGUUAGACAAGGUUGGUAAACGUGUGCCUGUGUGUGUGCGUGUGGGUGUGCGUCACAAACAAGUUUGUUCUGUUGGUGGUAAAUUUUACACGGCCCACAAAGAGAGAGGGAGAGGAUUCUUCCUACGAAUUUCUUGGCUAUGCCAAAACUUUAAUCAGGCUCAAUAUUUUGCUGUAUGUGGGGCAUCUUUAUCAUCUGGCUGAAGAUGGGGUUGGAAGAGAGAAAUAGAAGUUUCUUUAUUCUUGGUGCUGAUUGUGGCAAAGUCUGUAUGUAAGAUGGAGUUUAGUCAUGGGGGCGGGGGGUGGAUUCAUGACUGGUCAUCAGGUAGAUGUGAUCUUCCUAUGCCCCAGCAAUAGCAUGAACCCUGGUCUCAAGAAGGUGGCUCAAAUCUGUUGUAGGAAAUCUCAGCCCAGCUGCCAUCCUCUCCUUAGUAUUGCACUGGGCCACUUUACUCGUGACCAGGUCUUUUGGUGUUCCAGGGUGUUUUUUUUUUUGUUUUGUUUUUAUUGAAACCUCAAGACAUUAAUGCACAUUUCUGCAAAGCCAUUAUCCCCUGUACAAAUGCCGAGUGACCCACAUUUUUGCUUCAUGACGCAUCUAGAAGGGUUUCCGUGGGGAAAUGGUCUUCCUUUUAAGUGUGCAGAGCUCACUGACGUCCCAUUCCAGAAGAGCUGUAUUUCCAAAUGGUUAUAGAAUAAAGUUUAAAAGCCUACAUAUAUAUAUUUAUAUAUAAUAUAUAUUUUUCAUUUCCUUUCUGUUUAAUAUAUACAAAAGCACUAGUGCUCUUGUCUGAACAGGAGCUCAUAACCCUGGCCUGUAAAUAUAUUUUCAUGCCAUUUUCACACAUUAGCCUACCCGCUUCCAGAAGGUGUCAUGCUCUAGCAAACUCUCUCUCACACACACACACACACACACACACACACACUUUACUGACCUGUAUUUACCACAUUGCACUGCUGCUAUUGGACCAAAAGGAUGCCCACCCAAAGUGAAGAGCAAGCCCUUUGAGAUCCUUUGUAUAAUGCUAUGCUGCUGUUUUUGUAAGCUCUCUCUCUGCCCUCAGUUGAUAGUGUACAAUGCUUAACCUCCAUGACAGUGGCACAUCCAAAGUCUCGUUUUUCUUGCUGUCAUCCAACAUCAGGCACUAGUAUGUCCAAGUGACAAGGUUAGGGUCCGUUAUUUUUAUUCUCUUAUUUAAUAUUCUCUACACCCCGCUCUAUUGCCUCAACAUUGAAAAGAUGAGUAUUAACCAUUCUUUGGUAUGAUGAUAGAGUGGCUUAGCAAUAGAGGCUAUGUAAUCCCCCUCUACUGACCAGAAGUUAUGGAAGUAGAGAAGUUCUUGUAAAGGAUCCACUUUAUUUAGCAUUUAUUAUCACUAGAUUUGACAUUUUGCCUACAUUAGGAUCAGUGUUUUGUGUUCUUUCAGUGGGAUCAUUCUUUGUUGUGUUUAUAAAAAUUACUUAUGAACGAUAUGACUCCUGACUCACCAGUAUGAGAAAACCCCCACAUAUGAUAUACCGUUUAAGUCGUCUUGAUGUCUAGUUAUGCGACACAUUGAGAUUUUUAAAGUUCCUGCCAAUUUUUGGCCCACUAGACUCGAAAAUACCUCCUUUUUAGGCCAUUUUUUAAACCAUGUUUUGUGCAAGAAAAUAAAACCUUAUGAUAAAGACUAAACCAAUAGGUGUCUUCAACAAAAAUGAUCACAAGGUACGUUGUACAUGAUAAAUUAGUUGACCCCGGGGGUUCACCUUCUAAUAGGAAAUGAGAAGUUUAAGUUACUCCUUUUCACAAACUUCAAAAAAUUGGGAUCAGUAAUAUAGGCAUGUGGAGUGUCGUUUCAUGCUAUUUUGAAGUUACUGAUCACGAACUUGAUAAUUCUUUUGAUAUUUGAUUUUGUAUUGGUGGUCCCAGCCCUUGAAGAGCCAUUUCCAGAAGGUUUAAAAUGACAAAUUUCAAACAUAAGCAUGUGGUUUGUCAUUUUAGACAAUUUCAAGAUCAGUGAUUAUGAAUAUGAUGUUAUUUUUGAUCCUUUACUAGGAAUGUAGCCCUGUAUGGACCUCAGUCAGAGGUGGAAAAAUGACAAAUUUGUACUACAAUCCAGAAUAUUUUAAAAGUUGCAGCACACAUUUUAAUAUUUGGUGUAACUGUUCUUGUUGAUUGUGUACUUCUACCUCAUGAAGUAAGUCAUUAGAUUUCUUCUGAACACCCUGAAUUAGGGCGGCUUACACUUAUUCAGACCUUUUAGAGAUUCAGGGCUUGCCAAAUGAGCUGAGUACAUUUUACUACAAUUGUCCCAAAUGGCUAUUUAGAUUAUGAAUGUGUGUCUUAGCCCACUGCAGCCACAUAUUUGUUUUUUCUACUGACAGCAUUGAAAUUUAGAUGAGUUGUCAGUAACCAUAAGCCAUCCCUGGCAGGAUACAAAUAGUUGCGUUUCUGCUGUCCCACUGCUGGCACCACUGUUACACUUGAUUGUUUGUGAAUCCUUCUGUUAUCCUGCAUAAGUCAUGUCCUCUCCAUUCAUCUACAGUCUGUUGUCACAUACUUUAUCACUGUUGGUUGGAUGUUUUUUGGUUUGGUGGCCCAUUCUUGAUAAACCUGUCGUGUUUGACACCUUAAUCAUGCCGCAAUCUGAGGCACAAUCUCCAUCAAAGCCACUUUAAUGUUUAUUCUUGUCCAUUUUCCCUCCGAAUUGCAGACACCUAAGAUCUCUUUAUGUCACGCUCCUCCUAUGAUUUCUGCUUUAAAUGGCAUCAGGGUACAUUUGAUGCUGUCACAAACCCAGUGUUCCAUUACACUCGGUCACUUGGACUUACAGAAGAGGCCAAUUACUCAAGUGUGCGUGUGGGUGCAGAUCACAUGAAUGUCAUGAAACAAGUUUGUUCUGUUUGUGGUUUAACUUUUCACAGCCACACAUCGGGGAAAAAAAGAUUGAGAAGACCCUACCUAUGAAUUUCUUGGCAAUGCUAAAGCUUUAAUCGUGCUCAAAAUUUUUCUAUCUAUGGAACAUCUGGCUGAAGGUGGGGUUAGAGAAAUAGAAGUUGUAGAGUGAGAGGUUCCAGGUCUCCUUGAGACUUUCUGGAACAGUUGUCUUGCAUCAUGCUGAAGAAAAUGACAUUUUGACUCAAAUAUGUUUGCUUCCUUCGGCCGUUCUUGUUUACACCAACUUUCAGGCAUGGAGUCAUUCAUGUUAGAAAUGGCAUAUGGUGGCUGUGCUGCUGAGACGGAUAGGAUACUAAGAUACUUUCUCGUAUACGAAGUGUAGGGAAAGUAAUGUAAUCGUCUGAAGAUUCGAUGUCGAGAUUUUGAUGAAUCUCAAUGUUUUAGACCUCCCUGACUUUCUCGUAUACGAAGUGUAGGGAAAGUAUUAGAAUCCUCCAAAAUUUCCAUUUCGAGAAUUUGAUGAAUCGCAAUGUUUCAGACCUCCCUGAGUCUUAAAAUACCAUUUUUGGAAUUAUGUCUGUGUGUGUGUGUAAACACGAUAA